AAGUGUAACUGAACCGAAGACCAGCGGCACCAGUGUUCAGCCCAGCUUUGUUGAAGAAACAGCUGCAAAACUACAAGUCCCAAAAUGCCUUUCACUAACAAGCGCUAUGUACUUUGUGUGUAGAGUACACAUGCUCCUUGGGAUGUCUGGAACCUGUUUUCCAUAGGCUUCUGGCCGAUUAAAUAAGGUGGAGCGAAUGGCCCCACCCCCAAACCAGUCUUGAGAAUUCCUGUUUCAGCCAAGGCCCGUAGUGGAGGGGUGGAGCCGGAAUUUACCUUUGUACUUUUCUUGGGUCUGGGUGUGUCUGGGUCCGUGGUGACUGGCUGGAUAGGUCUGGACCUGGCUGCCAUCCUGACACGUCUCAGAGCUGCAAGCAGGUUUGACUCCAGGAUCCGUGUGGCCCUGCUCUCAGGUUCCUGCUGCUUUCCUCGUAGUCUUUAUCUUUUUAUCCUUUUCCCCUCGGGACCUUUCCAUGGGUUACCGUAAUUCCUGCUGCCCCAGAUGCCCCCUGUGUUAGCCAUUGGAUUUUUACUACCUGACUACAGGUUAAUAGUCCACUUUUGAUAGUCCCUUACCUUCAGAUUCAUGUCUCCACUGUUUCCUGCAGCCAAGAAAUGCUGGGAAGGAUGGACCCCAGCGCAUUACCACCUGAGGGUACAAGUUAGGGAUUGAGGGUGGGAAGUUGGUGUCAGUCAUUUAAUACGAGGCCUUAAUCACUGCCCUGCCUUCUGUAGGUACUGCCAGUCAGCUACCAUGGCCUCUCAGCUUCUUGGGCUGGCAGAGGAGUCUGGCCCAAGCCCCGGGGAGUCUGAAUUGGCUGUGAACCCCUUUGAUGGGCUCCCCUUCUCUUCCCGCUACUACAAGCUGCUUGAACAGCGCCGAGCCUUACCCAUCUGGGCUGCUCGCUUUAUCUUCUUGGAGCAAUUGGAGAGUAGCCCCAGUGGAGUGGUGCUGGUGUCUGGAGAGCCUGGUUCUGGCAAGAGCACCCAGAUUCCUCAGUGGUGUGCAGAGUUUGCACUGGCCAGGGGGUUCAAGGAAGGCCGAGUAACUGUCACUCAGCCCUACCCUCUGGCAGCCCUGAGCCUGGCCGUGCGGGUUGCUGAUGAGAUGGACCUAACCCUGGGUCAAGAGGUUGGAUAUAGCAUUCCCCAGGAGGACUGCACUGGGCCAGACACCCUGCUCAGGUUUUGCUGGGACAGGCUGCUUCUACAGGAGGUGGCCUCAACCCGGGGCACUGGAGCCUGGGGUGUGCUGGUCCUGGAUGAGGCUCAAGAGCGGUCAGUGGCCUCAGAUCUGCUCCAGGGGCUACUGCGAAAUGCCAAGCUGGGAAAUCUUCCAGGAGACUCCAGAGUGGUUGUGGUUACUGACCCUGCCCUUGAACCUAAGCUCCAAGCCUUCUGGGGCAAUCCAACUAUCGUGCAUGUACCCAGAGGGCCUGGCGCAUGUCCCACUCCUGUAUACAGGGACAUUGUCCCUACUGAUCGAGUGGAAGCUGCCUGCCAAGCUGUGCUUGAAUUGUGUGCGAAGGAGGCUCCAGGAGAUGUGCUAGUAUACCUGCCCAGUGAGGAGGUAAAAAUGGGCUGCAGAAGGAGGUUCUCAUGUAUUCCACCUUCCUUUCCUGGGGGAGUUGGAGCAAUGCUUGUUCAGAACAUUGGAGUUGUAGUAUUUACUAUGCUGGAAUCCUUAGGAAAAACUCAAAGAUUUCAGGGUAAAGAGGUCUACCCUUUUUUGAAUCCAUCUAAUGCAGAGACUGUGGCUCAGUCAAUUCCUGAAAUUAUAAUAACUUUAUGGGAGUAUGUGCAUUUUUUCAGAGUGAAAAGCCCUAGCUCUCAUCAGUUUUUCAAAGGGGUUUGUCACCAAAAAAAGGUGAGAAUUGCCAUAAUGCCCCACCCCUCUCUUCAGGAAAUUUUGCAGUGCUGUGAAUCCUUGUCCAGAGAGGUGGAGCCCUUGGCUCUCAGAGGGCCUCCACCACGAGUGCUGCCCCUUCACCCAGGACAUGGUCCAGCUGUUCAGGCUGCAUACGAGGACAUAGACUUGGGUGCCCGAAAGGUCGUGGUCACUCACUGGCUGGCUGACUUCUCCUUCUCCCUCCCUUCUAUCCGACAUGUCAUUGACUCAGGACUGGAGCUUCGAAGUAUCCGAGCAGAAUCCCAAGUGUUGAGACCAAUCAGCAGGUGUCAGGGAGAGGCAAGAAGACUACGGGCAAGAGGAAUCCCACCAGGGUCCUGCAUCUGCCUAUAUCCUGAGUCCUUCCUAGAACUAGAGGCACCCCCACUGCCCCCACCCAGGGUAUGUGAAGAGAAUCUGAGCACCAUGGUGUUACUUUUAAAGAGGAGACAGAUUGCAGAGCCAGGGGAGUGUCACUUCUUGGACCGCCCUGCUCCAGAAGCACUGAUGCAGGCCCUGGAAGACUUAGACUAUCUGGCAGCUCUGGAUGAUGAUGGGAACCUGUCAGACCUGGGAGUCAUCCUAUCAGAGUUCCCCCUGCCCCCUGAGUUGGCCAAAGCCCUGCUGGCCUCCUGCGAGUUUGACUGUGUGGAUGAGAUGCUCACCCUUGCCGCCAUGCUCACUGCUGCUCCUGGAUUUACCCAUCCUCCACUCUCUGCAGAAGAAGCUGCCUUGCGUCGGGCCCUGGAACACGCAGAUGGCGACCACAGUUCUCUGAUUCAGGUGUAUGAAGCCUUUAUACAGAGUGGAGCAGAAGAGGCUUGGUGCCAGGCUCGGGGGUUAAACUGGGCAGCACUGUGCCAAGCCCAGAAACUUCGAGGCGAACUCCUAGAACUCAUGCAACAAAUUGAGCUUCCCUUGUCCCAGCCAGCCUUUGGCUCUGAGCAGAAUCGCAGAGACCUUCAGAAAGCACUGGUGUCAGGAUACUUCCUUAAGGUGGCCCGAGACACAGAUGGAACUGGAAAUUACCUGCUCCUGACACAUAAGCAUGUGGCCCAGCUCUCCCCGUACUGCUGCUACCGAAGCCGCAGGUCUCCGGCCAGAUCUCCGCCCUGGGUGCUUUACCACAGUUUCUCCAUUUCCAAAGACAACUGCCUUUCCAUUGUUUCUGAGAUUCAACCACAGAUGCUGGUAGAGUUGGCCCCUCCCUACUUCCUGAGUAACUUGCCUCCCAGUGAGAGCAGAGACCUCUUGAAUGAGCUGAGAGAAGAAAUGACAGAUUCUUCAAUAGAGAGUGAAUCACCCUCCACCCAAGAGUUUGGAGAUGCCUGUGUCCUGCAGUGACCUGCCUAAGGAAUGGAACUGAGCUCAUCUCAAGGCAUUAGAUCCUCCCUCAGGCUAGCACCAAGGCAGCCAGCCAGAUUUAGAAGGCCAAAGGUUAGGAUCCAAUGUAAAUCCUGGAACCUGAGUCUCAAGAAAUGGUGGACUGAAAAUAGAGGAAAUUGGAUAAGCCACAGGAUACAUAAGGUUGUACCCUUUCCUUAGCCUUGUUCUAUUUAUUAGAGAAUGACUGAUAUGCCCCCUAAACCCCCAGCUCAUACCAAACCCGACUCUGUGUGCUUCGUUUUGAUUUAUAAAAGGUCUUUCCCUAUGGUGCCAAAUUUGAGUUUGGUUCUGCAGCAGCAUAUACAACAUCCAGGAAUUAGACAUGACACAGUAUCUACCAGCUCCUCUAGCAAAACGCUCUUGCCUGGUUCCCAUCUGUGGUCGAGCCUUUGCAGUAUGACUAACCUAGGUGACACUAACCCAGAAAAAUGUGUAGUUUGACUAUAGUUGGUCUCUGACCCUGCCCAAAGAUCACUUCCCUCUAUCUUACUCCCGCCAACGGAGGAGGAAGAAUGAGAAUGCUAUAAGAAAUCAGACAAAAUCUUCCCUUUUUUCCCCCACAUACAACUUAGAUCCACUCCUUAAACCUCAAGGCUAUUGCAGCCAUCCCCAAACUCUCAACUUUCCACCAACAAGCUUCCCAGCAGCCCCUGGCCCACCAGCAUGCUGAAGCUUUUCUAAUAACCUUGGGGACAUCAUGCUUUCCUUUCUUUCCAGCUGGGUACUCCUUUCCCUUUUCUUCCUUUAAAAUACUAAUUUUGGGGGCACCUGGGUGGCUCAGCAGCUGAGUGUCUGCCUUCAGGUCCUGUAGUGAUCCCAGGGUCCUGUGGUGGAGUCCCACAUCAGGCUGAUCCUGAAGACCCAGGAUCCAGUCCCAUGUCGGGCUCCCUACAUGGAGCCUGCUUCUUCCUCUGCCUGUGUCUCUGCCUGUGUGUGUG
Messenger RNA from Nyctereutes procyonoides (raccoon dog), 4211 nucleotides. RefSeq names its product DEAQ-box RNA dependent ATPase 1 (gene DQX1). Lineage: Eukaryota; Metazoa; Chordata; Mammalia; Carnivora; Canidae. Gene Ontology annotation, molecular function: RNA binding. The transcript has 10 exons. Bases 754 to 3231 code for a protein of 825 amino acids. The record is from RefSeq and is a predicted model, not a curated record. Gene Ontology annotation, cellular component: intracellular anatomical structure; spliceosomal complex.